Messenger RNA from Guyanagaster necrorhizus, 957 nucleotides. RefSeq names its product coatomer protein. Gene Ontology annotation, cellular component: COPI vesicle coat. Gene Ontology annotation, biological process: retrograde vesicle-mediated transport, Golgi to endoplasmic reticulum; intra-Golgi vesicle-mediated transport; intracellular protein transport. NCBI's taxonomy places the organism in Eukaryota, Fungi, Basidiomycota, Agaricomycetes, Agaricales, Physalacriaceae. Bases 32 to 589 code for a protein of 185 amino acids. The transcript has 3 exons. The record is from RefSeq and is a predicted model, not a curated record.
ACACGUUGCUUGAACCCUCCCACCACGUCCAAUGAAUCUCUCCCUUUAUAGCAUCAAUGCCUUCAUAGUCCUCGACACUGAAGGUCAUCGCGUCCUCGCAAAAUACUACAGGCCCAAAGGCCAUCCUCAGGGCGAAUCCAAAGAGCUACUCACUUUGAAGGACCAGAAGGCAUUCGAGAAGGGGCUCUGGCAAAAGACGAAGAAGGCUGGAGGAGACAUCAUCCUAUUCGAAUCCAAGCUCGCUGUGUACAAGCACUCCCUCGACCUCAUUAUUUACUUUAUUGCCGGGCCUACGGAGAACGAGCUCAUGCUUUCGGCAGCCCUGAAUUCGCUAAUCGACGCGCUGUCGCUCCUGCUGAGGAAUCAGCUUGAAAAGAGGGCCGUGCUGGAGAACUUGGAUAUGGUAUUGCUGUGUCUGGACGAGACAAUUGACGAUGGAAUCAUCAUGGAUACGGAUGCUGCUGCUAUUUCGUCGAGAGUCAGUCGGCCGCGUCCCGACACGACAGAUAUCGUCAUCAAUGAGCAAACGAUCAUGAAUGCGUACCAGACUGUGAAAGAUAAAAUGGCCCAACGGAUGGCGCAGUUCUAGAUUGGUAUGUCCACUUAUGCUUGAAUUCUCGAAAUUGACCCCGGGAUAGUCCUCUUCUCGUAGAUGUGUUGUUUAUUUCAUUGGCAUUAUGAUCUUUCACCCUGUCGGACAUCCGCUGAAUUUUUGUGUGUCCUGAAUGGCCUACAGCCAAAACUGGAAAUGUGGUACGCUGUACUAAGUCAACCGACUAUUGCACCACGCGUUUACCGCUCUGAAAUUCAAGGCUCUGCUUGGGGUGGUUACUCUGUAAACGUUACUUUCGGUGAUACGUCCAAUUUGCGAUGACUUGUUUUUGGAACCCGUGCGAAUACUGUUCACGGGAUAUGACAAUCGCAUUCUUGUGAUGUUGCCGGUCCGAAAACAUUUGC